Molecule: messenger RNA, 576 nt
Organism: Physeter macrocephalus (sperm whale)
Lineage: Eukaryota; Metazoa; Chordata; Mammalia; Artiodactyla; Physeteridae
Gene: SPATA3
Product: spermatogenesis associated 3
Exons: 3
Coding region: 1-576 (191 amino acids)
Source: RefSeq, a predicted model, not a curated record
AUGAAGAAGGGCAGGAGGCAGAAGUCAGAGGCCAGGCGCCGAGGCCCCACCUCCCAGCGCGCCAGCUCCGAAUGCACCCCUCAGCAGCAGAGCUCAGAGUCUGGUUCACAGCAGCCCGUCUCCGGAUCCAGCCCUCAGCCGCCCAGCUCUGGAGUCACCUCACAGACCAGCAGUGAAUCCAUCCCCCCGCAGCCUGUGCCCCAGGCUCUCCCAGCUCCCGAAGUGAGCCGCUGGGCUCGGGGCGUCGUGUCUCCUGACACUGACACAAAAGCAUCCCCUCGAUCCAGGAAAACAGGGCCUGUGACGCGAGCGGGCCCGCGCACCUUCUGUUCCUGUUCCACCUGCCCCGGCAUCUCUGCUUGCUGGCGUCGUCUGGGCCUGUGCCAUGGCCGCAUCUUCGAUGUCCUUCUGCCUCGGGCCUGGCCAACCACGCCAGGGAGAGGAGUCCCAAACCUCCUCACCUUCUACAGAAGACCUACAAGUAAACAUUCCACUCAUCGUAAUUCGCGUGCUCCGAGCCCUCGGGGCUGCUGCUGUGGCUCUGGGAACCCUGGGAGCUGCCCACCACAUCACUGA